Messenger RNA from Botrytis byssoidea, 1455 nucleotides. RefSeq lists its product as uncharacterized. Lineage: Eukaryota; Fungi; Ascomycota; Leotiomycetes; Helotiales; Sclerotiniaceae. The transcript is spliced from 6 exons. Gene Ontology annotation, molecular function: DNA binding. The record is from RefSeq and is a predicted model, not a curated record. The coding region runs from base 1 to 1455 and encodes 484 amino acids.
AUGCAACCGUUACCAUCGAUAAAGAUGGAAGCCGAUCCAGAACAAUCGUUGGCAGAAACAACUGCGCGUUGGAGCUGGAGCUCGCCAGAGGAAGACUGUCUAACCCGGCUUAUCAAGAAACACAGGAAAAGGAUUGAAGGCGGCGAGAUUCACAAGGGUAAUCUAUUCGACGAAGUAUCUAUCGAGCUCAAUGGACUAGGAUUUGGCAUAGAAAGAACUAGUUUUGCCUGUGCCAGUAAAUGGCGUCGAAUGAGCGACAAUCAAUCAAAGCUGCGUGGCAACACGUUGUUAAAUGGCUCGAGUUGGGAUUCUGACUUUGAUGAAGCUGGGGACUUUAUCACAGAUGAGGAUGAAGUUGACAAAGGCCCCAAUAACAUAAUUGAUAAGAAUCAGAAGACAAAUAGAAUUAUAUGGAGCGAAGAAGAAUCGAGAACCCUCUACGAGGAAGUCAAGAAUUUCAUGGAAUUGAGAACUCAAGGAGGCUUACCAAAGUCCACGGCAGCGGAACUUUUCAAUCAUGUAGCCCCAAUACUCAAAGUGAGAGGUUAUGUCAGAACCCCACGAGCUUGUCAACACUAUUGGCGCUACACCGGUAGCGAGUUGUGGAACUACGAUGAGCGAACUUCCGGUGAUGUUAAGAUACUUGAAGCGCGCGGUGCAAAAUUUACUGAGCCCUCUUCUCGAAUCAAUGAUAGAGCACUAAAGGAGACUAAAAAUUCAAGAAGUGUCCUUACUAAAAGUCAAAUGAGCGCACUAAGUCAAUUGGCCACAGAAUCACUCAAUCCAUCCACGGAACAAAAGGAGAAAGUUGCGAAGGAUCAUGGCAUUAGUGUCUUCCAGAUUUCGAGCCAUUUCGCGAAUAAGAGGUCCGCUCAGAAGAAGGAACUAGCCAAAAAUUCGUUAGACCAUGGAAGUUCCAAGCGGAAGCAAUUUGGAAGACUGUACGUAGAUUUCGCUGAUAGUGAUGAGUCGAUUGUUGCUCGAGCAGAUGAUGUUUUGACGGACGCAAAGAAACCCAGACUGUCAAGUUCCUCUCAGAUAGCAUUCAAUAAUGAUGGGAAGAGUGCUCAGCUACCAUCAGGUAUCGAAAAAGAUUAUAUUCGCAAGUAUUCUGCUUCACCACCACUUCCAAACCCCACGACACUGUACACGAGGGACACAGACUUUUUCACCUAUGCGCCCCGCAAGCAACAUGAAAGAUACACACCGAGUUCAGAUGACGCGGCUGGGUUCAAAGAAAUGCAAGAAAUGGUGCUUGUUCAGCGUCGCAGAAUCGAGGAAAGAAUUGCAGCAUCAAUCGAUAGACGAAAGCAACUGGAGUUGGAAACAAUUAGACAUCAAACCAGGGCGGAUAUGGAGCGAGAGGCGGCGGAGGAAACGGAGAAAAAAGUUGACGAGGAACUCAAGGUCGAGGCUCAAUUGAGAACUAGGCUCAAUCAAAUCGGAAGCUUGUAG